GGGGUGGUGAGGGGAAGUGGGGAGAAGGAUGGAGGAGGGGAACAAGGCACCGUGGAGAGCAGUGAGGUUGAUGAAGCGAGGUGGAAGGAUGAAGCAAGACCUGAUGAAGACGAGGAUGCAGGCAGUGAGUGCGGCUAUGGCAUGAAGGCGGAUGUGUGGAGCAUGGGCAUCACGCUGUGCUCCAUGCUCACUGGCCGACUGCCCAUCGUCAAGCCGGCUAAACUGCUGGCCAUCAUGCACGCCCAGCAGCAGCACCAACAGCAGCAGCAGCAGUGGCAGCGGCAGCACCAGCAGCAGCAACAGCAACAGCAGCUGCAGUGGCAGCAGGAGUGGCAGCAGCAGCAGAGGUGGCAGCAGGGGGAGCAGGGAGUGUGGCAAAUGUGGCCAAGUCAAUCCCAGGGUAGGGAGGGGGGGGCAGCAUUAUAUGGGGGGGGCAGGCAUCACCAUGGGCAGCAGCAGCAGCAUGUGAUGGCGUCUCAAUCUCAGAAUGACCCCACUCAGGCGAUCUAUGCACCCACAGCAUAUGCUUCGCACAGCUACACUGGCAGGGACCCUGCAUUCUCUAAUGUCACUCUCCACACACUCACCUCAGCCCCUAUUUCGUCUUCAGAUACCAGCAUGGUACCUGUUGACAUGAACAGUAGUUUGCAGAUAGACUUCGAAUCUCCUGGCUGGAAACGAAUCUCCCCAGCUGCGAAGGAUCUCAUCCGCCGAAUGCUCUGCAUCAACCCUGAUCGACGGCUGAGCUCGCUUGAGGUGUUGGAGCACCCAUGGCUGAACCAACGGUCUGUGAGAAGCCGGGACUUGUCUGCACUUUGCCCUGCCCUGCUUUUCCAUAAACCCUACCCAUCCACAUCCGCACCCACAUGCACAUCCACAUUUACAUCCACAUCUGUGCCCUCGUUUUUAGAAAAUGCAUCCAUAAUGGCAUUGUGAGAGCUUCACAUGUCAAGGGAUGCUUGGUUGCCAGCAUGGCAUGGUUUGCAGCAGGCAAUGUGGUGCGUGGCAAUGCAGUAAGUGAGGGUGCUUGGCCAAGCACCUUUUCCCUCAAGAUUGGCUUCAACUCCUUCAAGGAUUCAAUUUCUUUGUCGUCUUCCAGAUUAGCUUAUUGUAGGAUAUUUGGGGGUUUAUAGGCUGAUAGGUUGUUGCAUAGCCACCUCAGCUGUGCUAAUAAUGCAACUAGUGGGUGUAGGAUUUAGAGUUUUGUGGUAAAUUAGCACCUGAUUGCAAAACCAGCACUGCACCAGAUUGUCGUUAUG
Closterium sp. NIES-67 is the source of this 1259-nucleotide messenger RNA. The record is from the annotation of a GenBank genome assembly. Lineage: Eukaryota; Viridiplantae; Streptophyta; Zygnematophyceae; Desmidiales; Closteriaceae.